Grammomys surdaster is the source of this 1521-nucleotide messenger RNA. RefSeq names its product mucin like 3 (gene Mucl3). The transcript has 3 exons. The record is from RefSeq and is a predicted model, not a curated record. NCBI's taxonomy places the organism in Eukaryota, Metazoa, Chordata, Mammalia, Rodentia, Muridae. The coding region runs from base 1 to 1521 and encodes 506 amino acids.
AUGGCUCAGCUGACCAGUAGCCUCUAUUCUACUUUUGGCUUCUUCAUGUGCCUCCUCUUCCUUCCGGCGUCUUGGGAGGCAGGUGCUAACACAUUUCAAGAGCUUCAAAAGACUGGUGAGCCUUCAAAAUUCGAUCACUUACUCCCUGUUACACCGGGUCUUACUCACAGAGCCCCUUCUGACCACAAAAACGCAGGGCAACAUCCUCCAGACCUCCCCGAGUCUACAGCAACCCAGAAGCCCAAAAAACAGUGCGACACCGCACGCCGUGUCAAACCAGUGCACAAACCUAUAGACAACGCCAAAGCCGCAGAUUCCAGAAACACUGUUGUCCGUCAUGAAACGCCUCCGGCUUCGGGAAAGAAUCUCAGCAGCCAAGGAAAACACCCAAUGCCCCGGAAUGAACGCUCGGCUGAUGACUCCGGAUCCAAUAAAUCAGAGAAUAGGUCAGAGGGAAGACAUUCGACCUCAGCACCCAGGAGAAGCACAACCUGUAGGUCUUCAACAAGACGAACCAGAGCAACGAGUAAAUCAGGUACACCAGUGAGUCCCAUCAAGACCAGCACCAGGUUGAGGACCACCUCACAGAAGCCCACGACUUCCCAUGAUUCAGAGCUCAUUAGAAAAAGUUCUUCCCCAGUGAAGUCCACGGAAGCCCCAAGGACCUCCUACAAGACUCCAAAGACCCCAACGGCAUCAGGAGCUGAACAUCAUACAACUACAUUUGCGUCAGAAAAGUCUGUCCAGACAGCUACAGAACACGUCAAAGAGGCCACAUCAGCUAGGGAGAAGACCACAAGAUCCCAAUCAACAUCCACUGAGUAUGAGGGAAAGACCGGGGCAGCUAAUGAGAGUACCUCGCAAACCCAGGUGCAUCCUAUAGAACAUCAUACCACAUCGGCUGGUGAAAAUGUGACACAGAUCUCAGCAAAGUCCACAAAACACCCAGAAGAGGCCACAUCAACCACGGAGAAAGCCACAGAAGCCCCAGAGAGUCCCACAGUAUUCCAGAGAAAAACCACAGUAGCCACUAAGACCGUAACAGCCGCAGAAACCCCAGAGAAAACAUCAGUAAUCUUGGAGACCACACGGCCGAUCAAGGUCACAGAAGACAAGUCUGCUGUUCCCUCUCCUCAUUCCCAUAAAACCGAGACCACACACCAAGGGAUCACCGGCUCUUUGACAUCCAGAACGGACCUGAGACCCAUCACUUCAGAAACUCACCACCCCCAACAGAGCACCCACAGCUUACCUGGAGGCCUCCACGCUGGUGGGGAGAGAGGGGAGAAUAAUUCGUUUCCUGCGUGGGCUAUAGUUAUUGUGAUCCUCAUGGCUGUGAUUAUUCUGCUGAUUUUCCUUGGCCUGAUCUUUUUGGUCUCCUGUGCAUCACGAGCACGCCAUGUACUGACCCAGAACCCAGAGGAUGCCGAGCUCGAGGACAGAGGGGGCCGCAAUUCCUACCCAGUCUACCUGAUGGAGCAGCAGAAUUUGAAACCAAACCAGAUCCCUUCUCCACCGUGA